GCCUGGCGUGAGGAGAAGGAGGAGCUGCUGCGGCCUUUGCUACUCGGGCAAAUCGGCCGCGCAGCGGGAACCCGCCGACAGCGUGAGCUGCUGGUCCUCGCGCGGAGGAGGCGCAGGAGGCCCGAGGGCCAUGGAGCCUGGUGACGCGGCACGCUCUGGCCCGGGGCGGGUCGUCCGGGCGCUGCUACCGCGACUGCUGCUGCUGCCGCUGCUGCUGAGUCGGGGGCUGCGUGCUGCGGCCUCGGUCUCCUCCUCUGGGGCGGUGGCCGAGGACAGCAGCGCCAUGGAGGAGCUUGCAACUGAGAAGGAGGCGGAGGAAAGCCAUCGGCAAGACAGCGUGAGCCUGCUCACCUUCAUCCUGCUGCUCACGCUCACCAUCCUCACCAUCUGGCUCUUCAAGCACCGCCGGGUGCGCUUCCUACACGAGACUGGACUGGCCAUGAUCUAUGGACUCAUCGUUGGGGUGAUCCUGAGGUAUGGCACCCCUGCCACCAGUGGCCAUGACAAGUCCCUCAGCUGCACUCAGGAAGACAGGGCCUUCAGCACCUUAUUAGUGAAUGUCAGUGGGAAGUUCUUCGAAUACACCCUGAAAGGAGAAAUCAGCCCUGGAAAGAUCAACAGUGUAGAGCAGAAUGACAUGCUCAGGAAGGUAACAUUUGAUCCAGAGGUGUUUUUCAAUAUUCUGCUGCCUCCAAUUAUUUUCCACGCUGGAUACAGUUUAAAGAAGAGACACUUUUUUAGAAAUCUUGGGUCUAUUCUGGCCUAUGCCUUCUUGGGGACUGCUGUUUCCUGCUUCAUUAUCGGAAAUCUCAUGUAUGGUGUGGUGAAGCUGAUGAAGAUUGUGGGACAGCUCUCGGAUAAAUUCUACUACACGGAUUGUCUCUUUUUUGGAGCAAUUAUCUCUGCCACUGACCCAGUGACCGUACUGGCAAUAUUUAAUGAAUUGCAUGCAGACGUGGACCUUUAUGCACUUCUGUUUGGAGAAAGCGUCCUAAAUGAUGCUGUUGCCAUUGUACUGUCCUCGUCUAUUGUUGCUUACCAGCCAGCGGGGCUGAACACUCACGCCUUUGAUGCUGCUGCCUUUUUUAAGUCAGUUGGCAUUUUUCUAGGUAUAUUUAGUGGCUCUUUUACCAUGGGAGCUGUGACUGGUGUUGUGACUGCUCUAGUGACCAAGUUUACCAAGCUGCACUGCUUCCCCCUGCUGGAGACAGCACUCUUCUUCCUGAUGUCCUGGAGCACGUUUCUCUUGGCGGAAGCCUGUGGGUUUACAGGUGUCGUAGCUGUACUUUUCUGUGGAAUCACACAAGCUCAUUACACUUACAACAAUCUGUCAGUGGAAUCAAGAAGUAGAACCAAGCAGCUUUUUGAGGUGUUGCACUUCCUGGCAGAGAACUUCAUCUUCUCCUACAUGGGCUUGGCACUGUUUACCUUCCAGAAGCACGUUUUCAGCCCCAUUUUCAUCGUUGGAGCUUUUGUUGCCAUCUUCCUGGGCAGAGCUGCACAUAUCUACCCACUUUCCUUCUUCCUCAACUUGGGCAGAAGGCAUAAGAUUGGCUGGAAUUUUCAACACAUGAUGAUGUUUUCAGGCCUCAGGGGAGCCAUGGCAUUUACCUUAGCCAUCCGAGAUACAGCCUCCUACGCUCGCCAGAUGAUGUUCACGACCACCCUGCUCAUCGUCUUCUUCACGGUCUGGAUCAUUGGUGGAGGCACAACACCCAUGUUGUCAUGGCUUAAUAUAAGAGUUGGCGUUGAGGAGCCCUCCGAAGAGGACCAGAAUGAACACUGCUGGCAGUACUUCAGAGUUGGUGUUGACCCAGAUCAAGACCCACCACCCAACAAUGACAGCUUUCAAGUCUUACAAGGGGAUGGUCCAGAUUCUGCCAGAGGAAACCGGACAAAGCAAGAGAGUGCAUGGAUAUUCAGGCUGUGGUACAGCUUUGACCACAAUUACUUGAAGCCCAUCCUCACACACAGUGGCCCCCCAUUAACCUCCACUCUCCCAGCCUGGUGUGGCUUGCUGGCUCGAUGUCUAACCAGUCCCCAGGUAUACGAUAACCAAGAGCCACUGCGAGAGGAAGACUCCGAUUUUAUCCUGACUGAGGGCGACCUCACCCUGACCUACGGGGACAGCACAGUGACUGCGAAUGGCUCCUCAGGCUCCCACACGGCCUCCACAAGCCUCGAGGGUGGCCGCAGAACAAAGAGCAGCUCUGAGGAAGUGCUGGAACGGGACCUGGGAAUGGAGGACCAAAAGGUUUCAAGCCGCGGUACCCGCCUAGUAUUUCCUCUGGAGGAUAAUGCAUGAUUUUCCUCCGAGCCCCUGAACCGAUGGGGUAGGCCCACCGGUGGGGUGAUGAUGGUCGCAGGCCCCAGUGUUGUUUGAGGUGGGGUGUUGACAGAACUAAACUAAUGCUUCUAUUUUAUUGGGGUCUGAAGAUAUCUUAACACUUAAAAUUUAACCCAAGAUGCAGAUGGUGGGGCUAAAGUGUUUCUAAAUCAAGACAAAUGCAGACCUAUUUCCACUUUUUCACAUAGUAGUGAGCUAUUUCAGAGUUAAACAAACAAACAAAAUAGCAUGCUUUAAUGGACUCCUAAUUCACUCACCUGCAAUAUCUGAAUAAACUGAGGCAGGUGUUGGGGAUUCCUCCCAGGAGAGGCUUCAUAUUAAUACACAGCAGUGCUAGUCUAGCUUGGGCUCUAGGAGGGGACGUUAGGGGAGAACAGGCUAGAAGAUGACAAAGGAAGGCAACUGAGGUUAGACCUGCAAGGAUUAUAGGACGCUGGUGUUAAAUGGGACAGAAAACAAGAAAAGUCAAUUUGAUUGGAGGCUCCAGAGACAAAGUCUGCAGGACUGCAACCUCAUAUCAGCAUUCCUGACUUUUAUGCUACCUGUGUUCCGUCUAGGCUGGAGAUUGGAAAAUAUAUCUGUGAACAUUUCAACAUGGGGGAAAUAAUUGUAGCUCCUUCUCUGGAAAUCUCCAUAAAGAAGCAGUUACUGAAAUGUUUAAAACCAAAGGCAAAAGUAUUACACAGUUGUUUUUUUUAAUCUGAGGACAGGAGGUAUUUGCAAACUGCUGAUAACACUGCAAAAAUAAUUCAACUCUUGAGGGCCACCCUAUGAACUGACAGCCUGAUACUUGAACUUUGCUCCGAGGGCAUGACAGGGAAAUGAUUCAAUAGGACUGAGAUCUCUACUGUGAAUUUAGAAAUCACACUGAAAUUAUGGGAUGCUUUUACCUGGGGAAGGGAAGGCAACCUGAGGAGCAAAAGGCUUGGUAUUUAGAGAAGAGAAAGAAAUCUUACUGCAAAGAGAAUGCAAGGUAGUAUUCUAAAGACUGGGUAGAAUUCCAAACUUUGAGCUGGUGAACGUGUGAGAUUUCAGUGGCCACAUGAGGAAUCAGAGGGGAGUUAAUGGAAAGUUCAAUAUUAUCCAACCCACUGAAGGUUCUGGAUACUCUGAGAUAAAAAUACUUUCAAGAAUCCAGGUGUCUUCACACCACUGAGUGCCAUGUUGAGAAGGCAUCUGGGGAGACUUGCAUCAGCUUAAUGUGUGGGUGUAGUUAAACUUAGUUUUUUAGUCUGGAUUAUUUCAGGGUAAGCUAUUCUACCCGCCCUUACCUAAAGCAAGUGAAAUACUGAGAAUUCUUGGAAAAGUUUGAGUUUUUCCCCAUGUCUCUAUGCUUUAGUGCUAUCACAUUUGGCAAUCCAAUUUUUAAAAAUGCUUUCAUACAUGUCAUUUUUAUUAUGGUAAAAAACAAAAUAGUGUCCCAAUCAAGUACACCCAUAAUGAAAUCAGACAUUUAAUCUUCUUAACUCAUUUUAAAUGGUUAAUUUUUAAAUAAGACAUUGCUUUACACUCUAUGGUCUUGUGUAAACCAAGAAAAAUUAAUUAGUAUGAACCAUAUGAAAGUGCUGAUACCCAACCAUUUUUGAAAAACAGAAACGACAAUUUCAUACGGUUCAAUAUAAUUGAAUGAAUUUUAUAUCAGACAGUCCUGUUUCCUUUCUCUCUACAAUAAAGUCCAUUUUGAUUUUAUAACUGUCCAUGGGCUUUGUAAACUUGAAAAAAGCUAAACAACUUACCUAACCCCAUGAGGCCUCAGAGCUACCUAGGCUAAUGAAGGACUUAAGAAAACCUACAACUGACAGCCAGGGAAACAGCUUUCUUAGAGAGCCCCCGGAAAAGAGGUUAUUAUGUUGUGGUCUCAGGCUGCAGUGAUUAAACGCUUGGCUGCUAACUAAAAGGUCAGUGGUUCGAACACAGUAAAUAUUACAGCCUAAGAAACCCUAUGGGGAAGUUCUACUCUGUCCUAUAGGGUCGCUAUGAGUCGGAAUCGACUAGACAGCAGUGGGUUUUCAGGCUACAGACAGCAGCUGCCAGGCUUAACAGAAGGCUGGAGAUGGAUGUAUGUGCUCUGGCCCAGAACCAGCACAGGAGUUUUUCUUUAGUAGUCUCAGUAAUGACUGUUAUGCCAUAUAAACUUAAAAGGUGAGGACUUUUUUUUUUUUUUGGACAGGGUAGAAGAUAGGGUAGUUGGCUUUUCAUAAAGCCUAGCUUUUCUCAUAUGUUGCUUAUUUAUUUACAUUAAUUUUGGAGAAAAGAAGCUAACAGAAAAACCCUGAUGAUGGUUCUUAAGAGUCAACCAGGUAGGAUACAUCCUGUCCCCACUAACCUUAAGGGUUUGUUGUCAUUUGGGUCUUCUAGGAAACUUUCAGCAAAUCGUAAGAAAUUAGCCUCAUAGGAAGGAAAAAUAACCACCGAGUUUCCCAUCCUAGUCUUAGGUCAAUGCAUAGAUUGUUGUGUUUUACCCCAGAGGGUCUCAUAGUCUUCAUAGCAAACAUUUUAUUCUGACCCAUACUUCAGUAUAAAAAUAGAUAUUAGCUAUGACCAAAAUUUAGCUAGGAUUAGUUAUUUGAUUACGUUUUUUAUUGAGUGGAUCAGGGUAAGUCACUUUGACCAAUAAUUCUAAUUUUUCUGUUUGUAAGAUGUGGGGAAUAAUCCUGACCUUUCAAGGGGUUCUGGGAAGGUGAGUCCAUUCAUCAAAAUGCUUCCAACUCUAGAAGCAUUAUGCCUAAGCUGCAGACAAAGCCCAGAAACCAUUUAAUUCAAGGUGAACUACCUGCUGCCAAUCACAUAAAAUUAGAUUGAAACUGAUGAGUAAUGGUACACGCAGCUUAACAAAGUUCUUCUGAGAGGGUAAAAAAGUCACAUUAUAAACAUUUGUUCUGAGUUGUGGAGAGGGGAAGAUGGCAGGCAAUUCAUCAGUCUAAUGUUCUAGAGCAGAGGUUCUCAAAUCUGGCCAGUUUUUUUUUUUCCCAAAAUACCAAUGCAAGGGCCUGCCACCAGAGAUUCAAUUCAGUCAGUUUGGGGUGGGGCCUGGGCAUCCAUACUUUGUUCCGGAACCUCAGGCGGUCCCAAUGGGCAGCAAGGGUUGAGAGCCUUUAGUCAAGAGCCUGCAGUAGACUCUUAUUUGGAACCUUAUUUGAAGAAAAGGCCUAGCAAGUUAGGGAUUUUUAAAAUUGUUAGUCAAGUGGAACAAACCAUGUUGAUCAAUAAUACAGAUUGGGCAGCUGUGAAGAACAUACUCCAUAAAGUACAACCGAAAAUGUCAUGUUUGAAAACCUUAAAGCAUGAAGGUGGGGGGAGAAGGGUGAUAAGUAUAUGUAUGAGAAUUUAAAACCUUUCAUCUUUGUCCCCAUUUAUGGAAAAAAGGUUUCGUCUUAACUGAGCUACUGACUAAUGUGAAAGUUUCUUGGAAGCUAUCUUUUCUAUUUCAUCUAGUAUUGCAGUCAAAGACUUUCCUUCUCUUCAGACUCUACUUGUUCCCAUGCUUAAAUCCAUGUUGUAUUCCUCAGAAUGAAGGGUGGGCCCACUUACUGCCAGGGAAAAGGUCCCACAUUAAGUGGAAGGCUGUGACUGCUUUGCUGUCAGAUGGUGGCUGUCAGUGUGGGAAGCAGGUAAUUAGGAAGAUGCACAUUUUUGUAUAACACUUUGACAAAGGGAAUAACAAAAUUCUUGUCGUUUCUUUUAAUACUCUUUUUGGGGAUUAUAAGGAAAUCUAAACUACUUCUAGAGAAGGAAAUUUGGAAUUUAUUUAAGGUUGCAUUUCUUCUUAGGAAACAAGUAUCGGAAGGGCAUACAUGAUUAAAUGGACUCUGAUCAUCCAGGGUACUUACUAGGGUGCCCAGACAAAUAAGCAUUGAUGCCUUGAAGCCAAAAAUCACACUGUGACAUCAAACAUUUUGUCAAGCAAACGGCAAGGGGUUCUUUAGGCUGUGUUCUCUAGACCUUAAAAUGUCCUCUGUUCUUUGACUGACAAAUGACAUCUCUUUAGAAAAUGUGAAAAAUGUUAUCUCAGCCAUCCAUAGACAUUUCAACUAGGGCAAAGUGGAGGUCUAUUCUGUGUACCAUCCCUCCUCCAUCACAUCUUUUCUUUGUCUUCAGUGGAAGCUAAUGUACUCUUGUCAGAUAUUUAAUGUGAACAAGUUAUUUCCAACUGUAGAAACACCACUGAUGCACUUAGGGAAGGCCAGUGGCAGGGCAGUUAAGCUACUCAUCAGAGAUGAAAAUCAUCCACUUGGAAACCUACCUUGGUCCCCAUUGUGAGUUCUAAGAGAUGUAUCAGAAAGCCGAUCUUACCAUCAGCUCUAAAUGUGAUCUGGAAUUAUGAGGGCUAUUGCAAAGUCGGCUUGCUGAUUUAAUAAGUAUAUGACUUCUUAUUCCACUUCAGAAGUGGGGGACUUGACAAGUUUCACGCCUGCUUUUUGAUGUUCUUAGAUUAGUUAAUACAGGAGUUAGUCUGUCAAAUACAUUAGAAUGGUAUUACUGAGUUUUGAUCUCAUAUGUAGUUUUUUAAAUAAGAGUCUGGCUUGCGAGUGUCUGAUACAGUAAGCUGAAGGUAUCUAGUGGCCAACAGUUAUAUUUUAGAAGUAACCCAUCUGAAUGUUGCUUUCACCACUUUGAUACCUGAAAACACCUUCCCCCUUUCUAAAACCUAAUAAGACAGAGAAAUACUUUAGGAAUCAAUGCCAGUGUCUAACUAGGAAAAUCAAGUAGAUUCUUGGACUAUCUUUCAAAACAAGACCUAGAAAUAAACCAUUUUUUCCAGUUUCAAUUUUCAUAGGCAGAGAUUUUAAUUAACAAACACAUCUUGAUUUUUUACUUAGUGCUAGCCAAAAUUAUAAAGAGCAAAACCAAAGUUUUUGAUGUUGGUUUUAUUUUUGCAAGUAGGGUAUGCUAUAACCAUGGCCCAGAUGGAAUAAACAGGCAGCUGGUUUUCUGUUACAUGAGCAGACAGAAAACUGUUCCUUGUAGAAAGGAGACGAGGAGGAAGGUCAGCCUGCUCUGGCACCUUCUGAAAAGGUCUGAGGCAGAUAUGAGAACACAUAAGGGAAGUCACUUUCUUAUUCUGGUGGCCACUUUUUAACAGGAAUUAAAAGAAUUGCCAAACAUCAUGGUCAAAUGGACUCUUUGCCAGUGGAAAAUUAUCUGGUCCUUUAUGUGUUGGAGGAACUCAGAAAAGGACUUAUAAGUAGCACGAAGAACUCAAGAGCUGCCAUCUAAAGCACUUACAAAGAGUUAAGAUCUAAGUGUUCCUGGGUGGUGGUCUAAUUGCAUGGAUGUGUAGGGGCCGAUUUUUCUUGUAGUUAUUCCAUUUCAGGGCUUUGGAGAAGCACAGGAAUGAUUUUCAGUUGUGUUGGGUGUUAAGUGUAUGGAACCACUCAUUUAAAGUGAUUUCAUAGUAGGGUCAGCUCCUCCUAGGUUGUCUUUUAUUUAUUUAUUUAUUUAUACAGAAAAUACAGCUCGUACUUCCUCCUUAGAAGUUUUACAAAUGGGUUUGGUUUGGUUUAUUAAAAUGAUUAAGUAAACGGGAAGUUCACCAGGAUUCAUUUAGUAGCUGAAAAGCAGUUUUUAAAAAUAGAAUUGGAUGAAUUUAACAUGGGAUGAUGUGAUCUUCUGAGAACGUUUAUAGACACUUACAUACUAUAAUUGGGGAGAAUUUUGUUCUCUCCUUCCAUUCAGCAGUAACAAAUGGGUGGUUUUAAAAAAUCUCAACAUUAAAGUAUGUUAUAACUGUGAAAAUCUAGCGUUAUCAGCAAUUUUUCUGUGCAAUAAGGAAAACUGCAGUUAAGCCCCUAAAGUGGUAUCUCUCCCUAUCAUUUUACUUAAUGUUUGCCUUUGUGCGUAUGUUUAGAUUGAUAUUGUUAAAGCUAUCCACGUUUUCCUGCGCUUUACUGAUAUUUAACAAAUUUUUCUCAAAGCUUUUUUAAAACUGAAAAUAAAAAGAUUUACUGGCUGAGCUAAUCUUGUUUUGUGUUUUAAAAAAGUAUCAUCUGUCAGCAGAAAAGGCUGAUUUUAUUCCUAGUCUUCUUUUUUUCCUUUCUUUAUCAAGGAAGUUCUUUUCUGGGUGGAAGCUAUUCUUCUCCAGGGGUUAGCAAACUACCUCCCAUGGGCCAAAUCUAGCCCUAUUUUUGUAAAUAAAGUCAUUAGUUUACAUACUGUGUGUGAAAGCUUUCAUGCUGCAAUGACAGCAGAGCUCUGAGGAGUUAAGACAGAGACUGUAUAGCCCACAAUGUGGCCCUUUCCAGAGAAAGUUUUUGCUGACUCCUGAUUUAGAUGCUUGAAGAAAUUCAGUUUUAAAAUAGGGUUGAAAAAUCAUGGCAACAGAUUUUUGAAAUUUUUAAAAUGUGCCUUAGGGUUAAAAGAAAUACAUUAAACCUGACCUCUGCCUACGAUUUCUCCUGACCUAUAAGUCUUUUACAGGCUUUGAGUGUAGAACCCUGUACAAAGCAUCACUGAGUAUUAAAAAACCCUGAGUAUUAGCAACACCAAUUUGUAAGAUUUAGGCAAGUGGAUUUGGCAUUUCAGCUUUACGCUUAGGUUGUUAAUGGAUAAUUCCAAAGAUUCUUAAACCCAAUAUACAGUUUCCUUUGUAUUCCUUUGUAUGCAGACUGGCUUUUACUUGACCCCAUGCUGUUAAAUUAUAUCAUAAAUGCUGCUUUCUAACAAAACAAAACAAAAAAUCCUGUCAUUAACAUGACUCCAAAGUUACAAAAACACCAGAUAGAAUAAUUUAAAAGCAAUAAAAAUGUGUUUCAGUUCAUUAGGGUUCUCCUACCCCAGGGACAUAAAAAAUACUGUUU
This is a messenger RNA of Loxodonta africana (African savanna elephant), 9144 nucleotides long. It is a transcript of the gene SLC9A7, whose product is annotated as solute carrier family 9 member A7. Gene Ontology annotation, cellular component: plasma membrane; recycling endosome. The record is from RefSeq and is a predicted model, not a curated record. Gene Ontology annotation, biological process: regulation of intracellular pH; proton transmembrane transport; sodium ion import across plasma membrane. Lineage: Eukaryota; Metazoa; Chordata; Mammalia; Proboscidea; Elephantidae. The coding region runs from base 131 to 2305 and encodes 724 amino acids. Gene Ontology annotation, molecular function: potassium:proton antiporter activity; sodium:proton antiporter activity. The transcript is spliced from 17 exons.